AUGCCUCAGCGCUCGUCAUCCUCAAGUCUGAUGCGCCCCUUCGUGGUGUUGGCUCUACCCGGAAUGUAUCUGCUGUAUAAAUACAAUCAGUACCGUCAGCAGCAAAUGGAGACCGCUCGUCGACGUGUCACCGAGCGAGAGCUUAUGCACCUCAACACCAAAAUUAUCGGAUGUAAAUUAUAUUCUCCAGUACAAAUCGGGUCGAGCUACUCAACUGUAAUUGGUCAUCUCGUUAUGACGUUGUUACUAGCUCAGACCCUGACAAGUUGGAAGUUUGUUCUAAAGACUUAUCUAAAUAUAGCUAAAAGAAAGCACGGCUCAUAA
Danaus chrysippus (African queen) is the source of this 324-nucleotide messenger RNA. NCBI's taxonomy places the organism in Eukaryota, Metazoa, Arthropoda, Insecta, Lepidoptera, Nymphalidae. The record is from the annotation of a GenBank genome assembly.